UGGAUUCGUCUUACAACGUCUACGCUUAUUCGAUUACAAUGUAUGGCAGAAUCUGCGAAUAUCUACUCUCCCAUGCCUGCAUUUGUCUCGACUACGAGAUCAAUGAGUGAUGAGCGAGAAGAUUUGGAUCAUGAGGUGCCAGAAGGGUUUGCUCCAUCUGCACCACCCCCACUGCAGUCGCAUGGAGCAAGGAGCUGCGACUAUGGGCACGUUUGCUUCUCGUUACCUUCAACACCAACAAUUAGAAUUCCACCUCCAGUGGCGCCGCCGUCUCGACCAACAAACAACAAGAAAGUGAAAAGCCAGUUUUCAGCCGAUUCUCCGCCAACACUUCCACCACGCAUUGCUCCAUCUGUGCAAAUUCCGAAUUCGCAAACAGCGGUGAACAAUCAUUAUUCAAUAUACGACCAUCCAAAGAAUCAACCUUCCACAUCGCCUACCGCUUCACCAACUGCUGCGCCUCGAGAAAACCGCUCACCGGACUCAUCUGAUCACUUAUAUAGCACUUUGGAGUCACCGUCAUUGUUAGACGCCGAAGUUCCAGCCCCAGCGACAGCGGAUGUAUCUGUGACACCGGUGAAGCGGGGUUACUCAGUUCCAUGUGGAACUUUGAACAUCAAAUUAACACGACAGCGAUGUGUUACCAGUGAUGGUUCCUCACCUCGAUAUGCUUCGCCCUGUGGAACACUCACUACAGUUGCAACAUCGGAAAAAGACCCAACUUGUCAGAAUAACACCUUGGAUAAUGUGAACCUGACGAUCCAUGAAGUGCCAUAUGGGAAAGUGUACAAAUUGCAAAAAAUGGGCGAUAAAUUUGAUGCCGGCCUCAUCUUGCACAAACAUAAAAUCAGGCUGGCCGAUGUGCUUGAAGGAUCAUUGGUUUGGAAUGUUGGUAUCCGUGCAACAGUGCCUGCUGUCACUCAUUCAGGCUCAGCACCAGCGUGCAUCACAUGCAUCAAUGGGCAAGCAUUGAAUUUGUUUUCAAAAAAUGACGAGAUUUUAAAACGAAUUGAUUCUUUGCCUAACUCUACUAGCUUUAGUGUCAUAGUGCAACCGUAUGAUUUUGUGAAGUUACUGAAGAAAAAUCUGCAAAAAAUGAAAAAUUUCGAUGAAUUUCUUUAUUAG
Molecule: messenger RNA, 1125 nt
Organism: Gongylonema pulchrum
Lineage: Eukaryota; Metazoa; Nematoda; Chromadorea; Rhabditida; Gongylonematidae
Source: the annotation of a GenBank genome assembly